UAGCUGUGUAGCAUUUAUCCAAGCCCAUUAUAAGUUAAAAGGUUCAUAAUUGUGUAUUCUACUUUAUCUAACUGCUUGGCCCAAACGCACACUACAACGGUCACAAGUUCAACCACAAUGGACGCUGAAAUUCCAAACUCAAGCUCCGGCCAGCGUUACAGCGACCGGAUAAAGCUAAACGUAGGAGGCAAACUCUUCGAAACAACAGUUUCAACGCUUGCAUCAGGCGGUCCAGAUUCUCUCUUAGCCACUCUCUCUACACGCGCCGCUCCAGACCCUAUUUUCAUCGAUCGCGAUCCAGAGAUAUUCUCUGUUCUCCUUUCUCUACUCCGCUCCGAUCGCAUCCCUUCCACCGCCACUCGCUUCUCUAAACAAGAACUCGCCGAUGAAGCUCUCUAUUACGGCAUCGAAUCUCACCUUAAAUCAGCCAUGUCUCCUCCUCCUCUGUCCGGCAUCGACGCCUCUCUUGUCACCACUCUCCGCCCCGCCUCUGAUGGUUUUCCCUCCGCAUUCACCGCCGACUCCGAUGGCUCUAUCUGGAUAGCUCACGGAGGUCAGAUUUCAGCUUAUGAUUGGAAUUUAAGUCAUUCUUCCACUAUCCGUACACACCUCGACGAUAUCACCUCAAUCCGCCGUGUAGCGGCGGAUAUAGCCGCCGUUGGAUCUGACUCCGCCGCUGGUCUUCAUUUUUAUGAUUUUUGUGGUUCUCGUCACCUCGGGUCAACUCAGUGGACCGACCGGACCGAUCCGAGAAUUUACAAAGCUAGGGUUUGUUCGAUUGCUGACUCAGCAAAUCAGGUUUUUGCAUCAUUUGAUUGUCAACAUAGAGAGAAUUGUAUAUUAGUGAUAGAUAAAUCAACGCUCCAGAUCGUUUCGGAGAUUGCGAGACAAUUUGGAAGCUCAUCGAAGAAUACAGUCCCAACGAAGCUGACGUGGCUUUCCAAUAAUAGCGUGAUUAUUGGAUCGGCAGUUACAAGUGGGGCGUUUGGGUAUUCUGGUUAUAUUAGAAUAUGGGACCCUCGGAGUAAUGAUGUGGUGUGGGAAACGAAUGAGCCCGGCUCAGGUCGGAGUAGUAGAUUUGGUGAUUCGUUUGCUGACGUGGAUGUUGACGUGGAGAAUUCGUGUUUGUUCAAGAUUUGUUCCAAGUCUGGUGAUUUGGCAGUGGCAGAUUUGCGCAAACUAGAAGAAGAUCCGUGGGUGUAUAUGGAAGACAAAAAUCCUAGCAUGAAAUUUAGUGGUGGGCUAAUGGAGAGUGUGAUACAUUGUUAUAGGAGUCAAGUUUUUGUAGGAAGAGAAGGGUCUCUUGAAGUUUGGUCAAAGGUUGUGGAGAAAGAACGUGAGAGUUUUAUCAGUGAGGGAUUGUAUAGAAGGAAUUUUGUGGAUAAAGUGAAGGAUUCUGAGAGAGGGAUAAUUAGGAAGAUUGAAGGAGGUGGGAAUAGAUUGUUUGUUAGCAGAGAAGAUGUCGAGGGUAUUGAGGUUUGGGAAAGUUCUUAUUUUUCUGGUGCAGUCUCAGUUUUGUGACACUUAAAAUUUAGCAAUAUUGGUGUUUAGAAUCUUGUCAACUUGUUUGUUGUAUAAGUAAUUGAAUUUGGGGUUAUUACAGUCUGAGGCAGGCAGGUGAGAAAUAUUGAUCCUAACGAUCUCAUUUGAAACAACCUCGGCUGGACUAUUGACACUGUAUACCACUCCUCCCAAACAUAAUUUUCAAUUAAAGCUUGUUAUCGUUUA
Molecule: messenger RNA, 1728 nt
Organism: Ricinus communis (castor bean)
Lineage: Eukaryota; Viridiplantae; Streptophyta; Magnoliopsida; Malpighiales; Euphorbiaceae
Product: protein ENDOPLASMIC RETICULUM-ARRESTED PEN3
Exons: 1
Coding region: 118-1521 (467 amino acids)
Biological process (GO): protein homooligomerization
Molecular function (GO): protein binding
Source: RefSeq, a predicted model, not a curated record